Molecule: messenger RNA, 1062 nt
Organism: Verticillium alfalfae VaMs.102
Lineage: Eukaryota; Fungi; Ascomycota; Sordariomycetes; Glomerellales; Plectosphaerellaceae
Product: protein kinase byr1
Exons: 3
Coding region: 1-1062 (353 amino acids)
Biological process (GO): protein phosphorylation
Molecular function (GO): protein kinase activity; ATP binding
Source: RefSeq, a predicted model, not a curated record
AUGCCCGAUCCUUUCGCUCCGCGCUCGAUGAAGCGCAAGAAUGUCAAGGGCCUCGCCCUGACGCCUGCCUCUCCCAAACCGCCCCCAACCGCCGAAACUAGCAGGCAUGACUACGAUUCCCGUGAUCAGGACGGCAACGACCAGAGCGCACAACUCGAGAUUGGCAUUGAGUACAAGCUGGACCUGAAACAAGAAGACCUGGAGGUCCUGAAAGAACUGGGAUCCGGCAACGGUGGUACGGUCAGCAAGGUUAGGCAUGUUCUUACCGGAACUGUCAUGGCCAGAAAGGUCAUCCACGUAGAAGCGAAGAAGGAGAUGCGUAAACGUAUAGUAAGAGAGCUACAGAUUAUGCACGGAUGCCACUCGGCAAACAUUGUCAACUUUUACGGCGCAUUCCUCAACGACAACAACGAUGUCAUCAUGUGUAUGGAAUACAUGGACGUUGGUUCUUUGGACCGGGUGUCGCGGGUCUUUGGUCCCAUUCGAGUCGAUGUGCUCGGCAAGAUCGCUGAAGCUACAUUAGGUGGCUUGACGUACCUCUACUCAAAGCAUCACAUCAUGCACCGCGACAUCAAACCCUCGAAUAUUCUGGUCAACUCUAGGGGCAGUAUCAAGUUGUGUGACUUUGGUGUUUCUGGCGAACUUGUCAACUCUGUCGCAGACACUUUUGUUGGCACAUCGACUUAUAUGGCCCCUGAGCGUAUCCAAGGCGAAAAGUAUACAGUCAAGUCAGAUGUCUGGAGUUUCGGCCUUACCAUCAUGGAGCUUGCCAUUGGAAAGUUUCCGUUCGCCGCAAGCGAGCAGCUAUCGGAUGGGGAUGGUGCCCCUGCUGGUAUUCUUGACCUGUUGCAGCAAAUCGUCCACGAGCCCGCACCGAAGCUGCCGAAGAGUGACGCAUUCCCUUCUAUCCUCGAGGAUAUGAUUCAAAGGUGUCUCUCUAAAGUCCCCGAGGAGCGGUCCACGCCUCAGGAAUUGUUUGUAAGUACCUGCCCAAUUGCUUUGUCUACCGGGUUCCCGUGCCACAAGAAGAGACAGCGUUUGACCAAACACUCAGGAUCGUGA